This is a messenger RNA of Saccostrea cuccullata (small rock oyster), 1442 nucleotides long. Its product is annotated as inositol hexakisphosphate kinase 1-like. Bases 294 to 1394 code for a protein of 366 amino acids. Gene Ontology annotation, cellular component: nucleus; cytoplasm. NCBI's taxonomy places the organism in Eukaryota, Metazoa, Mollusca, Bivalvia, Ostreida, Ostreidae. Gene Ontology annotation, biological process: inositol phosphate biosynthetic process; phosphatidylinositol phosphate biosynthetic process. The transcript has 6 exons. The record is from RefSeq and is a predicted model, not a curated record. Gene Ontology annotation, molecular function: inositol hexakisphosphate kinase activity.
CAGAACACAGUUUAUCCUAUUUACCUUAAAAGAAAUUAAAUUUUUGGAAUGCAAUUUUCGUGGAAAUACAAGUAAUUUAAUACAUUACCCAGUGUACUCUGAAGAUAUGUUAAUGAAAUAUAUGAAUAUAACUAACAGUAUUCAUACAUUGUCAAUUCUAAGCAGGUGGAUUUCCGUGAUCUGUAUGUAAAGUAGAUUCAGAACAUCUUUGAUAUUAUCAUACGCAGUGGCAUAAGUAAUCAAUCAACAGGUACAUGUGAGUUUGACAUAUUUGAAAUUGAACCACGGGUAAUAUGGGGGAAUGGUAUGAUUCGGUCCAAUUACAGCCAUUUGAGCACCAGGUCAGUGGACAUACAGGGAUCUUCCGGUUUGACGACCAGACUUUGUGUAAGCCACUUGCAGUCAGGGAAUACAACUUCUACCUCACCAUGCCUCCAAAUCAAAAACAAUUUACGGCAGAGUUCAGAGAAACUAUAGAGGGAGAGGUUUGUGAAGAUUGUGAAGGUCACGUGACGAUCCUUUGUCAUCGCCCUUUGUUCAAGUCACCAAGUCAUGAGAAAGCCAGACUAAACCAAGAGAAAAUUGCAGAAAAGGAGAGUCUUCGUAGUUUGCAGCAUUCAUUGAACGGUCAAGAUAAAAAGAAACCUCAGACAGACCCAGCAGAAAAUCUUGACCCCAUCUACGAUCUCAGACCAGAAAAGCUCAACCCUUGGAUUCCACGUUGUCACAAGAAGAUGUUGAAAAAACUGAGGAAGUCUAAUCAGAACCCGGACCUACACUGUAAGUUUAUCUUGUUGGAGAACGUGGCAGCUCAAUUCUGUCACCCGAGUAUUCUGGACCUGAAGAUGGGAACCAGGCAACACGGAGAUGACGUCUCUCCGGAAAAGAAAAAGAGAUUCAUGAAGAAAUGCCAGAACACGACCUCCAGCAGUCUCGGAGUCAGGGUCGGUGGAAUGCGGGUUUACCAAGCAAACUCUGAUAAGUACAUAUGUGUCAACAAACGUUACUGCCUAGGUUUGAAGGUCGAUGGUUUUACACAAACCAUGCACCAGUUUCUCCACAAUGGGUUUGAGCUAAGGAAGGACCUGCUUGACCCAAUUAUUGAAAAACUCCGAGACCUUUACCGACACAUCCAAACACUUGACACGUAUCGUUUUUACGGCAGUUCUCUCCUGAUUUUGUAUGACCAGCGUUCUGAAGUAGAGGACCGAAAGACGAAUUCGAGAUCGGUCAAGGUGCAUGCGCAGAACAGCCAUGUUGAAAUUCGAAUGAUUGAUUUUAGCCACUGCACCAAGAGUGGAUUUCUGGACGACGCCAUUGUCUAUAAUGGCCCUGACGAUGGCUACCUUCUAGGGCUGACGAGCUUAAUCAAAGUUUUUACUGACAUGAAAUGAACAGUUUUUGUAUAUUUAUAUUAUUAAAAUAUAUGGUGCUGAAGGAAA